Dichomitus squalens LYAD-421 SS1 is the source of this 1461-nucleotide messenger RNA. RefSeq names its product kinase-like protein. Lineage: Eukaryota; Fungi; Basidiomycota; Agaricomycetes; Polyporales; Polyporaceae. Gene Ontology annotation, molecular function: ATP binding; protein serine/threonine kinase activity; protein tyrosine kinase activity. Gene Ontology annotation, cellular component: cytoplasm. The record is from RefSeq and is a predicted model, not a curated record. Gene Ontology annotation, biological process: intracellular signal transduction; protein phosphorylation; regulation of MAPK cascade. The transcript is spliced from 4 exons. The coding region runs from base 1 to 1461 and encodes 486 amino acids.
AUGGUUGUCUCUCCUGUUCGCGCGAAUGAGGACAGUAGGACAAGAACAGCACCUGGAUUUCGCGAAGCCGACGACGGUCGUUCGCACUCCCCGAACAGCUCGGAGUCUCAUUCGAGUACGUACUCUUCAUCAACCACGGCGUCGCUAUCGACGGGCACUGGUUCGGCCUCCUCGGACUCGCGCCCGCAGACACUGACUACUGAGGCGUCAGACUGGCGAUCAUCGGGGCCCAAGCCCAGGAGCCUGUACUCCAACCCCUCGCCUGAACCCUCGCCCCGUGCCUCGUCGUUCGGCGAGCGCGAUGCUUUCACGGUUUCUGUCACUGCUGACCUGCGGGAGCCUGACGUCGACGUCCUGCAACGUCGGCCUUCGAUUGUCACCGACGACAACUUCCUAUCCACGCGACGAGCGGACGGCAACCUCCUCACACCCGUCUCGCCAUCGUCGAGCUCGCCAUCUCCCAAUUCCCCGGUACCCGCCUAUCCCGGAUGGCUUUCUGCUGUGGUUGCUCCGCUCAAGAGUUUUAUCAAUGACCGACUUGAUCCGCGUGAUUUGUACACAGAUCUCCGGGAGAUUGCUGAAGGCGAGAGCGGAUCGGUCUACGCCGCACGCGUUCUAGCUUCACCCACAUCUCCGGAGAAGAAACCCGAUUCGUUUGUCGCCAUCAAGAAUAUUGCGAUCAUGCCUUCCGGGUCACCCAAGAUCGACGAUCUCCAGCGAGAGCUGACGCUGAUGAAGGGCCUCUCGCAUCCGCACAUCCUGACCAUGGACGCGCUAUACGUGGACUUGGUGGAGGACUCGUUGUGGAUACGCAUGGAGCUCAUGGAGCGCAGUAUCGCGGACGUCAUUGCCCUUGUCGAGGAGGGUAUCGAUCUGAGCGAGAAGAUCAUGGCGCAAAUUGCUCGCGAUGUGGUGGAUGCACUCUGCUACUUGCAGUCAAAUUGUAUUGCACAUCGAGACGUUCGUUCAGACAAUCUCCUCGUCGACAAGGAUGGCGUCGUCAAGCUUGCUGACUUCUCCAAUGCCGUUCAAGUCACGCAGUCGGAUCCUAUCUGUUGUGAUCCGGCAGGUGUCCCCUACUGGCAGGCGCCUGAAAUCAGGAGAGGGGGAUCAUACAAUGCUCUCAAAGUCGACGUAUGGUCGCUCGGUGCAACAAUAUGGGAACUCGCGGAGACCGAGCCCCCGUUCAGCGACAUCGCCGACCCAAGGCAGUUCGGGACAGAACUGCCAUCCCUUCGCCAGCCCGAAAUAUACUCACGAUCUCUACACGAUUUCCUGAAUCUAUGCUCAAGCUCAAGCUCCUCACGACCAGAUCCCCACGACCUACUAAGCACAUCUUUCAUCCGCAAUCUCAGUGGGCGCCGACCCAUCAUUGACUUGCUUGCUGAGUGUCGAGAUAUCGAAGAGCGCUUGUCCCGGCGACAAAGCACCGAUUCGGCAGGGACGGUGUCGCGGUCAUAG